Molecule: messenger RNA, 595 nt
Organism: Salvia splendens (bonfire salvia)
Lineage: Eukaryota; Viridiplantae; Streptophyta; Magnoliopsida; Lamiales; Lamiaceae
Product: protein transport protein Sec61 subunit beta
Exons: 2
Coding region: 129-383 (84 amino acids)
Biological process (GO): intracellular protein transport
Cellular component (GO): Sec61 translocon complex
Source: RefSeq, a predicted model, not a curated record
UAAACCGGUUGAAUACAAACAUAAUACAGGACAAUUUCCGAUCCGAAAUUUGAGAACCCUAGAGAGAAGCCCCAAUUCGACCAUUACUUCGUCUUCAAGUUGUGAAAGGUUGAGAUUUGGGUGAAGAAAUGGCAACAGGUGGAGCUGCCCCAGAACGAGGAAGUGCAGCUGCAGCUGCAGCUAAUCUUCGUAGGAGAAGAACAGGUGGAGGUGGAGGUGGUGCGGUUGGUGGAACUAGUGGAACCAUGCUUCAGUUUUAUACAGAUGAUGCCCCAGGGCUUAAAAUUUCUCCAAACGUCGUUCUUGUGAUGAGCAUUGGUUUCAUAGCUUUUGUUGCUGUACUUCAUGUUGUGGGCAAGCUCUACUUAGUCCGCAAAGACUAGAAUGUGCUGUUCGUCUACAUACUGAAUUCUGGACAUGGAAAAACUACUUUAUGUUUAUUUUAUUUUUAUGUUGGCGAACUUUGAGAUCAGUCAGUAGGAAAAGCAAAGUCUUUGAGCUGUAGCUUUUGUCACAAAAGCAUGUCUGAUUAAUUUCAAAUCUUCUUGGUUGAUUCGUGAUAUUAAAUUAAAGUAGCUAAUGAGAUUGAUUGCCA